Coccinella septempunctata (seven-spotted ladybird) is the source of this 1052-nucleotide messenger RNA. RefSeq lists its product as uncharacterized. Bases 249 to 1031 code for a protein of 260 amino acids. NCBI's taxonomy places the organism in Eukaryota, Metazoa, Arthropoda, Insecta, Coleoptera, Coccinellidae. The record is from RefSeq and is a predicted model, not a curated record. The transcript is spliced from 3 exons.
UGUCAUUAGUGGUGUCAUUUAAAGAAUAUGUCCAAAUUUCAGUGAAUUUGAUUUUUAAAGUCCCUUCAUCUUCUCAUUUUCUUGAAAGUCUUAAUGUUAAUGAUGAUAUAAAAACACAAUAUGCAUAUUAAAUGCAGCAUUAAUUCAGCCAAUUCCUUCAAUACAAACAAAUGUAGUUUAUGAGGCGACAGAAGGGUGUUUUUUAUUUUGAAAAGAGCUUUAUACCAAUUGCAGGAAUUGUUUAGAGAAUGUACAAUGCCAGAAAAAAUCCGAAAUCAGCGAAAAAUUCUAGAGGCAAUGACACAUGUAAUUCAAAAUAUAUGUUGAACUGCUCAUGUCCAACUAAGUUUCAAUUCAAAAACGACCAAUCCAGGUGCGACGAUAAAACUUAUAAGAACAAUAACUUUUGGGUAAAAACAGCUGAAGAGAGUGAGAAAUUUCUGCAAAGUGAAUUGGAAAAGUAUGGGUUAACCCCCAGAACAAAAAAAGCUACUGAUACCAAUCAUUACAAUUCCUCAGUACAUAGUGGUAGGGUAGACAUAAAUUUCAGGAGUGUACCAGAUAACAGAGUUAUAAAAGUGAAUAUCAAAGAAAUUCCGUGUCGAAAUAAGUACAAAUCAAAGACUGAACCAAACUUGACAACCGAUAGAUAUGUUGAAGAUCUGAAAAAAGAGAUCAAAUCGAAAAAAAAAGAUAUUCCUUCAUUACCUGAUAGAUACAAAAAAAAGUAUGUAAGGUCCUUAAAAGAUGAGCUCCUCCUCAACAAACUCGCAACACGCCAUGAUAGCAGGAAGCAUGUCGAAGGGAUUAAGAGAGAGAUUGAAACAUACCGUGCACAUCAUUCUCCAUUUGAUCGAGCAGAUGGACCAUCAAACCUCAAUAGUAAUUAUCAACCGACCAAAUUCAAAAUUAGUGUAAAUCAUAAGAACAAGAAGAGAGAGGCUCAGUCAGAGGACGGUUCAACCAGAGGACAUAAAGUAAGAGAGAGGAGAGGAAUGAACUCCGAAGCAGGUGAUGGACAUGAUAGGUAAGUCAUCAUUCGGCACUUGAAU